Molecule: messenger RNA, 726 nt
Organism: Necator americanus (New World hookworm)
Lineage: Eukaryota; Metazoa; Nematoda; Chromadorea; Rhabditida; Ancylostomatidae
Exons: 6
Coding region: 1-726 (241 amino acids)
Source: RefSeq, a predicted model, not a curated record
AUGACGACUCCAAGUUCGGAACUGUGUGACGUGAUGGCUUCAAUGGCCAGAUCACCAGUUCUGUUGUCCGCGUUGAUGGUGUGCGAUGUGUGCUGUAUCGCCGCCGUUCCACUGCUCUCAUAUUGGCUUGUACGAGUAUGGAAGAUGAAGUUAAUGCACUACAACACAAGACUACUUGUAUGCUUCCAUAUCGCCUGGUUAUUGGUCCACGUGAUCGGCAGGUCCGUUUUGCACACAAUGGAUCUUAUUGUUUUCCUGAUGCCAUUUAAAAGUGGUUGUGAUGUGCUGCAUACAAAAAUUCAAUGUUUCUUUCUCCGCCUAUCGUAUAAUAUCGGCCUGAUUUCAUCGAAUUGUUCAGCUAUAUUCGUAUCGCUUGAACGAUUAAUCGCUACAUUAUAUUUUCGUAAUUACGAAGGAAGUUUUCGAAAUGUUGGCUAUUUUUUGUUGCUAAUGCAGGUUUUAUUGAGCAGUUCUCUUCUUAGUGUUAUAUAUGCACCUACAAAACUUGACAAUAGCCCGCUCUUGUACUGUCAAACCACAUCAACGUCGAAUUUUAUGUGGACAAUCUAUCCAUUCAGUUUUCUUCUUGGAAUGCAACUCUUGUCUGUGAUCAUUUUUGAGGUGGCCAGUAAAAAAAAUAGGGUGCUUGGGUUUUCGAUAAUCCCACAGGCAAAUCCUUCAAAAGAUAAUCUGUAUCCGCUUUCUGGAAAGGAAGCGGACAAAUAG